Sphaerodactylus townsendi is the source of this 2688-nucleotide messenger RNA. RefSeq names its product zinc finger and BTB domain containing 25 (gene ZBTB25). Bases 222 to 1535 code for a protein of 437 amino acids. Gene Ontology annotation, molecular function: DNA-binding transcription factor activity, RNA polymerase II-specific; protein binding; RNA polymerase II cis-regulatory region sequence-specific DNA binding. Lineage: Eukaryota; Metazoa; Chordata; Lepidosauria; Squamata; Sphaerodactylidae. Gene Ontology annotation, cellular component: nucleus. The record is from RefSeq and is a predicted model, not a curated record. The transcript is spliced from 4 exons. Gene Ontology annotation, biological process: regulation of transcription by RNA polymerase II.
CCCACUAGAGUCCGGACCGGGGAGGCCAGCGCGCGCGCGCCUCCUGCUCCAGCCCGCAGCCGCUGGUGUUUGCGUGAGGCGAGGUGCCUGCUGCUUAGCCUCAUGAAGAGUUCAGAAGAACGGAAAAGCUAGCUGUUCUGGCGGUAUUUCAGUUGGUCCUAACAAAAAGACGUCACUUGAUAGUUGAUUUUUCAGGAUUUCCUCAGCUUUUAAGAUCAACAAUGGACACGGCCAACCACAGCCUGAUCCUUCUGCAACAACUCAACAUGCAGCGAGAGUUUGGCUUUCUCUGCGACUGCACGGUUGCCAUUGGAGAUGUCUACUUCAAAGCUCACAGAGCGGUCCUGGCUGCUUUUUCCAACUAUUUUAAGAUGAUAUUUAUUCACCAGACAAGUGAAUGCAUAAAGAUUCAGCCGGCAGAUAUCCAGCCCGACAUAUUCAGCUAUUUGCUCCACAUCAUGUACACCGGGAAAGGCCCCAAACAAACCGUCAAUCACACCCGGCUGGAGGAAGGCAUCCGCUUCCUGCACGCAGACUACCUGUCCCACCUGGCGAUCGAGAUGAACCGGAUGCUCUCUUCAGAGACGGUGCAGUCUUCGAACCUCUACGGGAUCCAGAUCUCCACCACCCACAAGACAGUGAAGGAGACCCUGCAGGCGAAAGACAGCCUGGCGGCUCUCGGUAGCCGAGCCGCCAAUCAGGGCGACCACCCACAGCUCCAGCUCUCUCUGGCUAUCGGCCUGGACGAUGGCUCUUUGGACCAGCAGAUUUCCCAUCCUUCUGUUCAGGGGGCCGCCAAGCCCGCCGACGAUCUUACAAAACCGCCGGUGACUAUAAAGCAGGAGAAAGCUGACCCGGAACCAGUGGUGUCUCAGAGUCACACUGCGUCCUCCCCGGAUCUUGGGGCUUCAGCAUUUUCUAAAACAAGCCUCAAAGUCCACGUGUGCCAGUACUGCGGAGAGCGUUUUGAAUCCCGGGGCGUUUUGCGUGAACAUCUGUUCACUCACGUGUCGGGGUCCCUGCCGUUCGGGGUGCCGGCCUCGAUCCUAGAAAGCAGCAGCCUCAGCCAGGGCCAGCUCCUUAACGAAAAUUGCGAAUCCGCCGAAAACCACCGUCUCGGCUCCUUCCUGUGCAAAGAGAACGAGCGCCGGUUGGAGCACCCGUCUCGCAGCAAUUUAGAGGGCUUGCCCAUCAGUCAGCUUUCUCUGGUUUCCAAAGACUCUGAGCCCGUGGAGUUGAACUGCAACUUUUCUUUCUCCCGGAAGAGGAAGGUCAGCUGCACCAUGUGCGGCCACAAGUUUCUCCGAAAGAGCCAGCUGCUGGAACACAUGUACUUGCACAAAGGGAAGCACUUCAAAUACAGCCGCUGCCAGAGGGCGGGCAACGGGGCGGCCCCUAAGUUUCAGCCAUACGAUGACAAUUGGACACAGGGCGGGGCGAAAGGCACCGCUCUCCCCCAAGCUCAUUUAGAGUCGCAGAACGUGUUAGACCCCGACCUCUCGCAAGAGAGCAUUGACACCAUUCUGGUUGAAUGACGUCUCCGUCCUCAUUUUGUUUUCAGCCUGUGAAUUAGUGCAUGCUUGGCUCUUAACUGAAGGUGUUUUGUGUGUUCCUCUGGAUUUUGAAGUGGCUGUCAAAAGCCCCGUCGGCCACCUGGAAACAUCUGUCUCCUACCCUGCCCUUAAGCCAUACAUUUAAUGGGUACUGCAAGGCUGAGGUCUCCAACGGGGUGCCCACUGGCAUCUUUCCUAGCGCCUGCUAAUUGUUUUCAGAAAGUAAGUGGGGCUUUUGGCCAGAAGGGCUUCUUGUUGGCUGAGCAGAUUUGGCUUCGGAAGCAGCUGCCAACACGGCACAAUUAUCUUCACUGUGUGACUGAAAGUAAAGUGUUUUCAUACAAGGAAAUGUUUUAAAUCGAGCAAAAAAGGGGGUGGAGGGAGAAAAACUCAACCAAAAACAAGGGAACCACAAAGGUUGAUCUGGAAACAUAUCACAAAAUAAGCAUUUAUUUAUCAAGUGUGCACAAAUGUUAAGAUUUGACACUUGUGAUGUUUAUUUUAAGACUAAAAUUUGGGAUGUUGUGACAGUUCGGAAACACAGGCAAUCCAGAUUAUGUGUGAGCCUAGUGGUGGCGAACCUUUGGCACUCCAGAUGCUAUGGACGACAAUUCCCAUCAGCCCCUGCCAGGCAGGGGCUGAUGGGAAUUGUAGUCCAUAACAUCUGGAGUGCCAAAGGUACACCACCACAAGCCUAGGAUAAGGAUGAAAAAUCCAUUAUUAUUUUUUUCUACAAGACAACAUCUGGCCCACACCUGAGAAAGUUUUGCACUUUCAGAUAAUUAUACCUAAUAUAUUUAGUUCCUCAUACCUUCUUUUAUAAUAAUGUUUGUAUGACCGCUGAGGAAGGCUAAAUCAGCCCAAACGUUUCCGGUUUUUCGUUGGUCACUGACGUGUUAUCAAUCGUGUUUGGAGUUGUUAUCAUCUUUACUGACUUUUAAGGUGCAACCUGGUUUUCAGGUCUUGUGUUUUUUAAACUUAUAUUUGUGUACACUUGAUAAUAAAUACGUUUAUUUUGCGAUAUAUGUGUUUGCGGUUUCCAGCUCAACUUUUGUGGUUCCCGGGAAAUACUUUAUGCCAGUAUAUUCAUUUUAAAAAGUCAUCUAUUAAACAGAGCUUCUGGGUCAAGAAUUAA